Messenger RNA from Mytilus trossulus (common blue mussel), 411 nucleotides. RefSeq lists its product as uncharacterized. The coding region runs from base 1 to 411 and encodes 136 amino acids. The record is from RefSeq and is a predicted model, not a curated record. The transcript has a single exon. Gene Ontology annotation, molecular function: GTP binding. Lineage: Eukaryota; Metazoa; Mollusca; Bivalvia; Mytilida; Mytilidae.
AUGAUAGGGAAAACUGGUUGUGGGAAAAGCGCGACAGGAAAUAGCAUUCUACGGAAAGAAGUUUUUAAGUCAGGAAAUAAUUUUUCAUCAUGUACUAGAUACUGCACACGUGGUGAAAGUACAUUCGACACAGGAAUAAAACCUUACAAAAUAAUUGUUGUCGAUACUCCAGGAUUAUUUGACACGAAAUCAAAAGCCGAUGAUGUGAACAAGGAAAUUGCUAAGUGCCUCGGAGUAAGCUCCCCUGGUCCGCAUGUGAUACUUUUUGUUAUGUCCCUUGCAGUACGCUUCACACAAGAGGAGGAGAAUACUGCUUUACACUUUACUAAUCAGUUUGGAGAAAAACUCGUUGACUUCGUAAUCAUUCUUUUUAGUCAUGGCGAUACAAUAAAAAAAAGACGACUCAAUUGA